Molecule: messenger RNA, 765 nt
Organism: Penicillium verhagenii
Lineage: Eukaryota; Fungi; Ascomycota; Eurotiomycetes; Eurotiales; Aspergillaceae
Product: SDR family NAD(P)-dependent oxidoreductase
Exons: 2
Coding region: 1-765 (254 amino acids)
Source: RefSeq, a predicted model, not a curated record
AUGUCGACUCAGACAUUAUCUGGAAAGGUGGCCAUCGUCACAGGGUCAAGCUCGGGCAUUGGCGCCGCCAUUGUUCGUGAGCUAUCCUCCCGUGGAGCAAGCACAGUGGUCAAUUACCCUUUUGCCGGGGAGAAAGAAAAUGCCGAGAAAGUGACAGCAUCUCUCUCAGCCCCCACCAUUGCUGUGGAAGCCGAUAUGUCACAAAUUGCAUCGCCUCAAAAACUGGUAGAUGCGGCAAUGGCUAAAUGGAACCGCAUUGACAUCCUCGUCAACUGUGUCGCAUUGGCUGUGAAUAAGCCCUUGGAAGAACAGACCCUUGACGACUGGGAUCUCCUAGUCAACAUUAACGGACGCGGCACCUUCCUCUUGACUCAAGCUGUUCUACCCCAUAUCACUAAGGGCAGCGGGCGGAUUGUGAACAUUGCUAGUAUCUCGGCCCGGGGCCCGCCACCAAAUCAAACAAUCUAUGCUGGAACUAAGGGCAUGGUUGAUUCGUUUACAAAGUGUUGGGCUAAGGAGCUUCCUCCGAAAUAUGGGUGUACUGUGAAUUCUGUCAGCCCUGGUCCAACCAUGACAGAAGGCUUUGCUGCUGCUGGAGAGGAACAGAUGAAGAUCCUUCAGCCGAUCAUUGACCAGACUCCCGUCGGACCCCGGAUGGGACAGCCCGAUGAGAUCGCUUAUGCUGUUGCGUUUCUUUGCGAGGAACGGGCGCGCUGGGUCAAUGGAACACACCUCAUUGCUUCAGGAGGGUUAUUCAUUGAUUAA